CAUAGAAGAAGAAACAAGAUUCAUGGUUUCUAACUUACUUUUCUUUAUCCGCAGGAUAAAUAAGCAAAAAUGUCUUCAAUCAUGAAACCCAAAGAACUGUUAUCCGUAACUCGAGCAAAUGUGAAGGUUCUUGCUCACAUUUUAGAGAUCAUACCAGUUGGCACAUUCUCGCAAAUCAUGGCAACAACUCCUAAUUCUGGCAUCAAGGUUGAGGAGGUGCUCGAAGCAGUAUAUGCACGUUGGCGUGUAUCACGGCAUGUCCAAGAUAGCCUGAAAGGUACGGAUUGGGAGAAAAAGAUGUGUCACAUGAGAGAUCAAGGAUGCUGCGAGACAUGCUGGGCAGUAGUGGUGUCGGAGCUUAUUAGUGCGUUGCUCUUUAUUGAGGGCAUAGACAAGGAAUAUACGGAGUACUCAAUCCAAGAACUAGUUGAUUUUGCUGAUCCGUCGAAAGCAGGAACACAUAAAGACCGAAGACACUAUUGUUACACUCUAAGUAUAGGGAAAGGUUUGGACUAUGUACUCAAACACGGGCUUCAAGCCUUCAAAAGGCAAUUCAUAGGAACACUUAUCAGACUUAAGAGACAACCCAUUGGAGCUUCCCUCUACAUAUUCACGCCUGAUUACGUGAAUACUAAAGGGGGCGUUUAUCGUGGCCCCAUGGAAAAAGAGUCUAAACUAGAAGGAGUUCAUGCUGUUUCAAUUCUUGGUGUGACAGAGGAAAAAGGAGAAAUGUUGUUCAAGGGCACGCUUCCUGAUGGUAAGUUUGAGAAACCGACGCCAUUGAUCCAUCGGUUCUGCUGUCCAACUAUUAUUCCUAAAGCUAAAGGAGAGUCUAGCGCAAUGCAAUGCGACUAAGGUUGGUAAGUUUCUUUUAACUUUCUGUUUCUUUUCUUCCAAGUUUAGAUGAAUGAUGUUCGUGUUGUUUAAAGUUUAACGCAUUUUCAUCCUUCAGUUUCAGGGGAAUUCUGACGCCAAGUAGAUAUGGUGAGAGACUAACAUCUAUGGCUGUAUAAAGGAAACAGUGGAUU
Molecule: messenger RNA, 1028 nt
Organism: Arabidopsis arenosa
Lineage: Eukaryota; Viridiplantae; Streptophyta; Magnoliopsida; Brassicales; Brassicaceae
Source: the annotation of a GenBank genome assembly